Angiostrongylus costaricensis is the source of this 576-nucleotide messenger RNA. NCBI's taxonomy places the organism in Eukaryota, Metazoa, Nematoda, Chromadorea, Rhabditida, Metastrongylidae. The record is from the annotation of a GenBank genome assembly.
AUGACGGGUUGUGGUUUUGAAAUUUCUAGUAACAUAUCUACGAAAAAAAACCUUAAGGUGGUCAAUGAGACGCAUUUCUCAAAAAAUGAAAUUCGUUCGAUAUAUCGAGCCUUCAAGGAAACUUCACCAAGUGCGGUUAUCAAUAAAGCUAUUCUACGAGAGAAAUUUGCUGAAUUAUUUCCUCAUGGUAAUAUUGAACACUACUCUGACUUGUUAUUUGACACUUUUGACAACGACAACAACGGGACCAUCAAUUUUCAGGAAUUCGUGAAAGCGUUAUCAGUCUUGUGUCGCGGAACCGUCGAUGAGAAAUUGGAAUGGCUUUAUAAACUCUACGAUCCAAAGGGUAAAGGUGAAAUAACAUGGCAAAGACUGUUCUACGUUAUCACCUCUAUGGAUGAUUUGAUGGGCGCCCCGCAUAACACAAAGGAUCGUUGGUUGAAUCUAUUCAAUUUCCAGAAAUUUGAUAUUGGCAAGCGGGGACGCAUUUCGAAGGAAGAUUUCUUUACCGUAUGUAAGACAGAUCGACAAAUUAUUGAAUCCAUGUCCUCUCUGUAUACCAUAUUACCAGGAUAA